This is a messenger RNA of Bombus impatiens (common eastern bumble bee), 682 nucleotides long. RefSeq lists its product as uncharacterized. Bases 93 to 515 code for a protein of 140 amino acids. The record is from RefSeq and is a predicted model, not a curated record. Lineage: Eukaryota; Metazoa; Arthropoda; Insecta; Hymenoptera; Apidae. The transcript has 2 exons.
ACACGGCUUCUGUCUGGUGACACCCGGAAAUUCUUAGUUAAUUCUCGUGAUUGUAAAUCGUUCCUCAUGUUAAAGAUAAAGGAGAUAAGAAAAUGUAUCGGACGGAAUACGUUAUACCCUGGGUUCAGAUGCGAGCGAGGGAGGAGUACAUUCUAAAAGCAUCUAGGCAAUAUCCCGUGUUGGAGCCGUUCGCUCUUCGAAAUUCGAUCACGUAUUUUAACAACAAAAAAGAAGACAGCGCAAAAUCGGCAUAUGAGCGUCUUCAUAGCGUAGAUUUCGAUCUUUCCAAGCCACGAUGUGAUCGUACCAAGCCUAGCCUUUAUUGGUUGGAAAUCUCAAAGGAAAACCAAGACCACAAGGUCCCGAUGACUACUAAUCUGUGGUACGGUCGACCGAACAGAGUUCAAGUCGAUUUUCCUGCGACUAAAUUUAAUCGAUCGAGCAAAAUGCAAGAGUUCUACAUUCGCUGUGGUUUUAGUCUAGUUAGCGGCGAGGAAAGCGGAUCGUUCUGCUAGAGUGAAUCUGUUAGGCAAGCUUUUUUUGAUUCUCUUUUUUCUAACGUUAGUUCGACCGAUUUCAUUAAUAUUACAUGUAAUAUAAAAUACGAUUGAAAAGUGUUACUAUCAUUACAUCACAUUUGUGUGGAAUUCGUUAAAACCAUGUUUCGUGUGCAUGUAAAAUA